AUGUCGGGUGGCACGCAGAAGAGUCUGAGAAAGGCACUCGGGGCACUUAAGGACACUACAACAGUCUCAUUGGCUAAGGUCAACAGUGAUUACAAGGAAUUGGACAUUUCUAUAGUUAGAGCCACAAAUCAUGUUGAACGUCCGGCAAAGGAAAAGCAUAUAAGAGCUAUAUUUGCAGCUAUCUCAGCUACAAGACCUAGAGCUGAUGUUGCCUAUUGCAUCCACGCACUUGCUCGGCGAUUAUCAAAGACACAUAACUGGGCAGUUGCAUUGAAAACUUUAACUGUUAUUCACCGUGCUCUAAGGGAAGUGGAUCCUACAUUUCAUGAAGAACUCAUUAAUUAUGGGAGAAGUAGAAGUCAUAUGCUCAAUAUGGCUCAUUUUAAAGAUGAUUCCAGUCCAAAUGCAUGGGAUUAUUCUGCAUGGGUCCGCACUUAUGCAUUAUUUUUGGAGGAAAGGCUGGAAUGUUUUCGUGUGUUGAAGUAUGACAUUGAGGCAGACCGCCCUAGGACCAAAGAUUUGGAUACUGCAGAACUAUUAGAGCAGUUGCCAGCUUUACAACAACUUCUCAAUCGAGUUAUUGGUUGCCAGCCACACGGGGCAGCUGUAAAUAACUUUGUCAUUCAGUUAGCGCUCUCAAUGGUUGCUUCAGAAAGCAUUAAAAUUUAUCAAGCUAUUAGUGAUGGCACAGUCAAUAUGGUUGACAAGUUUUUUGAGAUGCAACGCCAUGAUGCUCUGAAAGCUCUUGAUAUAUACAGGAGGGUUGGGCAGCAGGCCGAGAGACUGUCAGAGUUUUAUGAAAUAUGCCGAAAUCUUGAUAUUGGACGUGGAGAGAAGUUCAUUAAAGUUGAGCAGCCCCCUUCAUCAUUUCUGCAAGCAAUGGAAGAGUAUGUUAAAGACGCGCCCCAGGGACCAAUAGUUCGCAAGGAUCAGGCUAUUGAAAACAAGGAAGUUUUAGCUGUUGAAUACAAAAAGACAACAGAAGUGCAAGAGGAACGUCCACCCUCACCUCCUCCUUCUGAACCUGUGAAAGUGGAAACACCACCAGUACAACCACCACCUGAUCUGUUGAAUUUGGAGGAUCCAGUUCCAGCUGCUUUAGAAUUGGAAGAGAAGAAUGCAUUGGCUCUAGCCAUUGUUCCUGUUGAUGUUGAACAACAACCUUCUGCUGUGUCAAAUCCAGCAAAUGGAACUACAGGAUGGGAAUUGGCACUUGUUACUGCUCCUAGUUCAAAUGAGAAUGCUACGGCAGCUAGCAAACUGGCUGGAGGUUUGGACAAGCUUACUCUAGACAGCCUUUACGAUGAUGCCCUCAGGAGAAACAACCAAAAUGUCAGCUAUAAUCCAUGGGAGCCUGCACCAGUGGGAAAUGUAGGGCAACCAACGAUGCACGAUCCAUUUUUUGCCUCUAAUGCAGUGGCUGCUCCACAUUCUGUUCAGAUGGCUGCCAUGUCCAACCAGCAGCAAGCUUUCAUGUACCAGCAGCAGCAGCAAAUGAUGAUGAUGGCCCCUCAACAACAAUCAGUAAAUCCUUUUGGAAAUCCUUAUGGAGCCACUGUUCACCCCUAUGGCUCAGGUAUGCCUGUUCAAUCAUACAAUCCAUAUACAGGUCUCAUCUAG
Messenger RNA from Sphenostylis stenocarpa, 1620 nucleotides. The record is from the annotation of a GenBank genome assembly. NCBI's taxonomy places the organism in Eukaryota, Viridiplantae, Streptophyta, Magnoliopsida, Fabales, Fabaceae.